AUGUUUUUGUAUGCUCGGAAACUUGCAAGAGAUAUUAAGCUAGCUUAUACAUCCACCCACAGGGUAAUAACGAAAGAUCCGAAAUGGAUAAAGUUGAGAAAAACCCCUAGAGGCACUUGGAUCUUGAAUACAGACGGAGCUUAUAAAGCAGUGACGGGGUUAGUGUCGGCAAGAGAACUUAUACGAGACGAAAACGGAGAAUGGGUAAGAGGUUUCAUGUUACGAGUGGGACAUAUAGAUAGCACAACACCAGAACUGUGGGAUGCUCGCCAGGGUCUUUUACUAGCGAAAUCUCUGGGGGUAAUAAAUCCCAUUUUAGAGAUGGAUGGAAAAUGGGUGAUCGACACUUCAAAGGGUAGACAAGCGGAAGGGUAA
Hibiscus syriacus is the source of this 375-nucleotide messenger RNA. RefSeq lists its product as uncharacterized. Lineage: Eukaryota; Viridiplantae; Streptophyta; Magnoliopsida; Malvales; Malvaceae. The record is from RefSeq and is a predicted model, not a curated record. The coding region runs from base 1 to 375 and encodes 124 amino acids. Gene Ontology annotation, molecular function: RNA-DNA hybrid ribonuclease activity; nucleic acid binding. The transcript has a single exon.